UUCCCGCUAUAGCGCGAGCGCGAUCGUUUCGCGCUUUGCGAUAGUCUCACAGUUCCAACGGAGCCAAAGUCUAGGAAAGACAUUCGAUGGCAUCGUACCUCAGUCCCAGCACUUCUUGCUGAGACACCAACACCGCCAAACACGUUGGGGAUUUUUUUUUCUUGUGCGGUUUUUUCCCCAGUGAGUGAUCAAAGGUGAUCGCAGAAGUGAUCCUCCUACAUAAAGGACAGUUUGUGGAGUGAUUAAUCAGCAGGAGAGACAAGAGAAUAUUUUGCAAUUAAUUGCAGUUUAUGUGAAUGUGAUGAAGUGUUGUGUCGUUGGAGGAGGAUUUAAUAAGAAAUCAUGAAUAAUAACAACAAUCAAUUCAAGCCGAGCCUCGAGGAUGCGGAGAAGGGUCACGCAGCGCCCCCACCUGCGACCGAGCGCAACGUAGCACGGAGGGGCUCAGCAGCGAGUGAGGUGGGAAAGCAGCGCGCAGUCUAUUGCCGCGUCGCGAUCAUUGCGGUUGGUUUUGUGUGUCUUGUGGCGAUCGUGACGCUCCUGUGGUACUUCAUGGGUUGGAUCUGGGGACUCCAGGCACUCCUCGUAGCCGCCUUGGUGGCCUUCGCGGCUAGUGGGGCAUGGCGAUGGUUCUACGUUGCAGCCGUUACAGCUCCUCGUGAUGUCAAAGCACUUUUCCGGUAUAUUCGACUAUUGUGGCUGGUCAAGAAACUCCAACGUCGCAAUGCUACCAUUGCGGACGUCUUUGCGGAGCAUGUGGCGAAAACACCCGACAAGACAUGCUUCAUCUUCGAGGGGCGCGAAUGGACAUUCCGUGAGGUGGAGGACUUUUCAAAUCGCAUCGCCAGCGUCUUCCAUGGGCACGGCUACAAAGGGGGUGACGUCGUGGGGCUCCUACUUGAGAAUCGUCCCGAAUUCGUUGCCACAUGGCUGGGACUUUCACGCCUGGGCAUCAUUGUGCCGCUAAUUAAUCACAAUCUACGGCAGGCAUCGCUACUGCACAGCAUCACUGUUGCCAAGUGCAAUGCCCUCAUCUUUGGGGAGUCACUAAUUGAAGCUGUUGAAGAAAUCCUCCCCACAAUCCCAUCAUCGGUGUCGCUGUACCAAUUCAAUGAUGCUGUCAAUGGAAAAUGCCAGGCAACAGCUAAGGAUCUCACGAGUCUCAUGAUGAGCGCCUCGAAGGAUGCCCCGAAAGCACAAAAGCCCAAUCAUCACGAUCAAUUGCUGUACAUUUAUACGUCCGGUACGACGGGCUUGCCCAAGGCGGCUGUUAUUACGCACUCACGAUACAUCUUCAUCUGCUCCGCCAUUCACUACCUGGCCAACUUCCGGAGUGAUGAUAUUUUCUACACACCACUACCGCUGUAUCACACAGCUGGGGGCGUCAUGAAUGCCGGGCAGGCGAUCCUUUUCGGGGCAACUGUUGUGAUCAGGAAGAAAUUCUCCGCGAGUGGGUACUUCCCGGAUUGUCAGAAGUACAAGUGCACCGUGGCACAGUACAUUGGUGAGAUGUGUCGCUACGUCCUUGCCACGCCACCAUCGUCAUCCGAUCGGGCGCAUAACUUACGCCUGGUCUUCGGGAAUGGACUUCGACCGCAGAUUUGGCCGCAAUUCGUGGAGCGAUUCGGUAUUCCGCGAGUGGCUGAAUUCUACGGGGCAACCGAGGGGAAUGCCAACAUCGUGAAUAUUGACAACACUGUGGGUGCUAUUGGUUUUGUCUCCCGCAUCAUCCCAUCCGUCUACCCGAUUUCCAUCAUUCGUGCCGAUCCGGCCACUGGGGAACCCAUCCGGGGACGCAAUGGCCUCUGCCAGUUGUGCAAAGCAAACGAGCCUGGAGUUUUCAUUGGGAAAAUCCUCCCAGGGAAUCCAUCGCGUGCCUUCCUGGGGUACGUGGACAAGAAGGCGUCUGACAAGAAGAUUGUAAAGGAUGUCUUCAAAAAGGGGGACAGCGCCUUCCUAUCAGGCGAUCUCCUCAUUGCCGACGAAUGGGGUAAUUUAUUCUUCAAAGAUCGCACAGGUGACACAUUCCGCUGGAAGGGUGAGAAUGUCAGCACGAGCGAAGUGGAGGCACAAGUAAGCAAUAUGGCCGGCUACAGGGAUGCCGUUGUGUACGGCGUGGAAAUCCCCAAUAUGGAGGGACGUGCCGGUAUGGCGGCAAUCCUUGAUCCAGAUCGCAAAGUUGACCUCACAGCUCUUGCCGAGGGGCUCCGAAAAGCCCUCCCAACGUACGCGAGGCCCCAAUUUGUGCGCCUCCUCACCAAAGUCGACAUGACAGGGACGUAUAAACUGAAGAAGCUCGAUCUGCAAAAUGAUGGCUUCAAUCCUGAAAAUAUCACCGAUUCCCUGUUCUACCUCACGCCUAAGGGGCACUACGAGGAGCUAACGCAGGACAUUUAUGCCAAAAUUUGUUCUGGAGAAAUUAGAUUGUAAAUGAAAAAAAAAAAAAACAGCGCCCCCGCUCCCCCCUUGACUAUGUAGGAACAAAUGUGUGUGAGGGAUGCUUCCCUCGCCCCCCUCCCACACCCCCAACUAGGUGUACUUCUUUUUUACGUGUGAUACAAAAAAUAUAUCCUACUAUAUAUUACCUAAAUUUUUUUUGUUAGUGUACAUAAUUCUGUUUUAUGUCUCUUUAUUAUUAUAAAAAAAAAUUAACAUUAAGACACUGAUUUUAAAUGGUUGAAGUUUAUACAAUGAGUUGUUAAGGAGGAAGGAGAGAGAAUUUGUUAUACAUUUUGUAAUAAAAAAAAAUAGAAAAAAAGAAA
This is a messenger RNA of Lutzomyia longipalpis, 2762 nucleotides long. Its product is annotated as long-chain fatty acid transport protein 4-like. Gene Ontology annotation, cellular component: endoplasmic reticulum. The record is from RefSeq and is a predicted model, not a curated record. Lineage: Eukaryota; Metazoa; Arthropoda; Insecta; Diptera; Psychodidae. Gene Ontology annotation, biological process: triglyceride homeostasis. The coding region runs from base 343 to 2430 and encodes 695 amino acids. The transcript is spliced from 4 exons. Gene Ontology annotation, molecular function: long-chain fatty acid transmembrane transporter activity; long-chain fatty acid-CoA ligase activity.